AUGUUGUCACCAGUACUGCGUGGCGUUCACCAACUGACAAAGACGACGCAUAUCUUUGCUCGACAUACCAUCCCGCUGGAGUGUGAUGUCUAUGCGGCGGAAGACUACCCGAUCACCUCCCCCGUCUUCCUGUACUUUCACUCAGGUGGUCUCGUGACGGGUUCCAAGGCUUGUGUUCCGCCAUGGCUUGCACAGGUUUGCUUCAAGAACAAAUGGCCGCUUAUCAGCGCCAGCUACCGCAUGCUUCCUCAAGCCAAGGCCUCGGGCCUGCUCGAGGACGCUCGGGCGGCUUACACGUUUGCGAGACGCUGGCAACUGUCCGAAAGAGCUUCCGUUGAACGCAAGGUGAUUGUUGGUGGUGGAAGUGCGGGCUUUUUCAUGGCGUCCCUAACGGCUCAUCAUCUUACGCCACCUCCCAUUGCACUGCUGUCAGUCACUGGCAUCACCACCUUCCAGCAUCCCUUCUUCAAAUCUUCCGUCUUACUCACCCCCGAGCCCAUCACGGAAGCCCAAAUGUCCCAUCAUCUAUCCGAGCCGGUAUCCGCAGGAUCAACGUCGGCCAAUGACCCUCAAGUCUUUCAUCUUGACAAGAUCCUUCCCACUGGCUCCAAGAACACCGCAUUCAGCAUCCAUCCGGUGCCCCUCACCAAUGAUGGGAAUGUCGAUAAAUUCCCUCGUGGAUGUCUUUACGACUAUUACCUUUACAAAAAUGAGUUUCCGGUCCUCGUUGCCGACAUUGAUCCAGGCUAUGAGUGGGCCAAGUUGGAAUCGGAAACCGCCAGAGCUGCAGCCUGGCCGCCCACAACCAUCAUACAAGGCGAUGCAGACGAUGAUGUUGACCUCUCAGUGAGCAACCACAUGGUCGAUUGCCUCAAGGAGAGCAGGGUCAAGCUCUUUCUUGCGAAGGGCCUGCCGCAUCGUUACGAGGCAACAAGGUUUCUUGAAGAUGAUGUUGAAGGAAUGGAUACCGUCAGGCAGGCCGUCUCCAACUUGGAGGCUGACGUUGCUCGAGUUGCUUGA
Molecule: messenger RNA, 1020 nt
Organism: Colletotrichum spaethianum
Lineage: Eukaryota; Fungi; Ascomycota; Sordariomycetes; Glomerellales; Glomerellaceae
Product: lipase 2
Exons: 3
Coding region: 1-1020 (339 amino acids)
Molecular function (GO): hydrolase activity
Source: RefSeq, a predicted model, not a curated record